AUGUCUUACACAAUAGCUUUGUUACUAAUGGGAAUGGUUGGGGGGUUAGUAGGGGUUGCCUCAAAUCCUUCACCUUAUUUUGGGGCCUUGGGAUUAGUUCUAGUUUCGGGCACGGGGUGCGGGGUGUUGGCAGGGUAUCAUGGGGGUUUUUUGUCUUUAGUAUUAUUUUUAAUCUACCUAGGGGGUAUGCUUGUAGUUUUUGCCUACUCUGCAGCCUUGGCCGCGGAGCCUUUCCCUGAGGGUUGGCUUAGUUGAACUGUAGCUAUGACUGCGUCGAGCUACUUGGUCGGGCUUAGCAUUUGUUGGUGAGGGUUCUUUGGACACACAGAUCUUCGUCUGGGGGAGGGGCAGGUAAUAGGUGGGUGGGGGGACUCGUCCCAGUUGCGGGGGGAAACAGGGGGCGUAGGGCAUAUAUAUUCUUCGGGGGGGGGGGGCGUGGUAACUUGUGCGGGGGGACUCUUGCUAACCUUAUUCGUAGUUCUCGAGCUAACUCGGGGGCUAGCCCGGGGUACAAUUCGUUCGGUCUAA
This is a messenger RNA of Xyrichtys novacula (pearly razorfish), 528 nucleotides long. The record is from the annotation of a GenBank genome assembly. NCBI's taxonomy places the organism in Eukaryota, Metazoa, Chordata, Actinopteri, Labriformes, Labridae.